This is a messenger RNA of Podarcis lilfordi (Lilford's wall lizard), 6904 nucleotides long. The record is from the annotation of a GenBank genome assembly. NCBI's taxonomy places the organism in Eukaryota, Metazoa, Chordata, Lepidosauria, Squamata, Lacertidae.
CUUUGGAAGCGGGAGGAGGGGUGGAAAUAGCAAUCCACAAAACCCAGCACAACAAUAAGGGGGAGCUGAGCGAGGCUUUUUUGCGUUCCUCCAGCCACCCGCUCCUAAAAAAAGCUCCAUUUGCGCCCUCGUUCAAUCCAUAAGCUGCUUUGCCGGGCGCGCGCGCACGCCGGAGCUCCCUUAAUUCGGAUUAGUGGCCCCCGUCUGGACGCUUUUGCAGGGCUGCUUGCCUCCCUUUGCGGGCUCCGCAUUCCGAGCACGCAGCCGCGGUUCUUUCAAAUGAAUGCAUGUGCGCACUACCUGGACGGCGGCGAGGAUGGAGCCCGGUGCGUGCGCGCGCGGCGGAGAUUCGUGUUAACUGAUUGACGCGGGGUAGAAAGUACGUGUGACAGUCAAGAGUGUCAACGAGCUGCUGGUCGAGGAGAAGAAGAAAUCUGGCCAAGAGGGGCGAUCUUAAGGGCUGCUGUCUGAACAGGUAAGAAGAAAGGCUUCUAAGAGCGAUGGAGUGGCGCCAGGUGCGAUUCCCGGCAUCUCCAGGUGAGGCUGCCGGGAGAGACACCUGCCUAAAACCUUGGCGUGCUGCUUCCAGCCCGUGUCGAUUGGACCAAUGAUCUGAUUCACUAUAAGGCACAUUCCUAUGCCCUUGCAUUUAAGAGAUGCGUAGAGCUGAUAAUUUUCCACAGGUGUAGCUUGCUAAAGGUGCAAGUCCCGUCCCCCACCAUGUAGUUAUAUUAAAGGCAGAUGGGCAACAAAGUUCAAAGCAGCAGAAAUUUAUUGCAGAAGGCAUAUAUAAGUGUCUAGGUGCAACCUAGCUUUGUAAAUAAGGCUACAAAAGUUGUUGUUGUUUAGUCGUGUCCAACUCUUCUUGACCCCCUGGACCUGAGCACGCCAGGCACUCCUGUCUUCCACUGCCUCCCGCAGUUUGGUCAAACUCAUGCUGGUAGCUUCGAGAACACUGUCCAACCAUCUCGUCCUCUGCCGUCCCCUUCUCCUUGUGCCCUCCAUCUUUCCCAACAUCAGGGUCUUUUCCAGGGAGUCUUCUCUUCUCAUGAGGUGGCCAAAGUAUUGGAGCCUCAGCUUCAGGAUCUGUCCUUCCAGUGAGCACUCAGGGCUGAUUUCCUUCAGAAUGGAGAGGUUUGAUCUUCUUGCAGUCCAUGGGACUCUCGUCUCCUCCAGCACCAUAAUUCAAAAGCAUCAAUUCUUCGGCGAUCAGCCUUCUUUAUGGUCCAGCUCUCACUUCCAUACAUCACUACUGGGAAAACCAUAGCUUUAACUAUACGGACCUUUGUUGGCAAGGUGAUGUCUGCUUUUUAAGAUCAAAAGUUACCUGCCUUAAAAAAACAAAAACAAAAAACUAGCCUGUUAUGAGGCUAACAUUCUGUGUUUCUAUGCCAGCUGCAAUAGAAAAGGGAGUGGACCUUCCUUCAUGUAAAUUAUGUACUGAUAAGACUGUGGUGCUGGAUUGCAAUUAUUUGUUAGGGUUUUUUUAAAUUGGGGGCUGCGUUGAAAGGACCUUGGGGCCUGAAAAGCAACGUAAAUAUCUGUUAAAUAAAACAAUGCAUACUGUGGCACAGUCCUAAGCCUACUCACUACAAUUGAAUUCAGUGGGGCUUACUCCCAGGUAAAUGGGGUUCCUAUUGCAGCCGCAGCCUCUUUACAGGAUAAUUAUAUAUUUUAAAAGCCUUCUACUAAAGAGAUUGGAGAAGGAGGGAUACAGUUGAGGGCUGGCUUCCCUUCUCUGCCAACCCACUGCCUCUCAUGCUUGAAAUUCCUGCUCUGGUAUUAACAUUAGCAAAACAACAACAAACCUGUGGUUUUGUGAAAAAUACUCAAUAAACACACAAGACUUAACCGGCUGUGCUUUUGAAUAAAUAAGAUAUAUUAUUCAUUGUAUCAAAUUGUAGAUUUCAAUGGAAGUCUCAUAAAGUUCAAUGAAAAAAGCAGACGACCCAGUGGAUCAGUUCAUUCUCUAGUCAGUUCAUGCCUAAGGUCCAUACAUGUAUAAGUGUCUGUUCCACCUGUCUGUUCAUAGAGUCCAAUAAUCCACAUGAAUGGUUGUUACAGUUCCACAGAAUCCUUUUGCAGAGUCGAUAAGACAAGGAUUUCCGGAAUAUUAGCCUUGUUUCGCCAUCCUAUGCUUCAUCAGUAGAACAGGCUCUAGGUAAUGCAAAUAAAUACAAUAUCGCAAUCUCACACAUUUUUACAGCAAAAUUGAUAUAAAAAACCAUAAACAACUUUACAUACCAUAUGUAAUAUUACAGGAUAGCGGAUCUUAUAGCAGCUAAAAGCUUGCAAAGAACCCCUUCUAUCCAUUUUUUCCACACAUUAAGCUCAAAUGUGCCUCAGCAGGUUGGUGAUUUUAACAUCAAUAAAAAUCAAGAUGUUGAUCAAGAUGCUUAGUGCUGUCCCUUGUGGUUUAAAUCAAGACAAAGGAUUUUUAAAACAUUACACAGCAUGUGUUAAGCACCUUACUAAUGCCAGCAUGGGCUAUCUGUGACUGUUCCUUGCAGAUGGCUCCCUGGGCUUCUAAGACAACUUUAUCAGAUAUAUGAAGUGUCCCCCUGUCUGGUUAGGGUGCUGCAUAUACCCUAAAUACAGAGAGAGGAAAGGAAAAACAAAACCCUGUUUUGAGUGCGGAGGUAAAGUGUUGGCUGGUGCAGUUUUAACCUGGCCAGUGCAGACUCCAUGCUCAAACCCACCCAGAACAUUUCCCCAAAUGGGCUAAUACAUAUUAUAUUUUAACUUUGUUUUUCUCCACGUGGGUGAUGUGACUGCCCUUUCCAGGGGAGCAAGUCAGUUUGCUGGAUUCAUAUCCAAGAGCUGUGUCAGGAGACACCAUGCAGGCCGAUGACGGUGGUGACGCCAUCUUGUUGGGUAAGGAUGCGUUUGAUAGAGCCCCUGGCUUUCUUUAUAAUAUUUGUCAUCAGCUGCAUGCUUGCUUGUGGUGCGUGUGGGUUUUCUGCUUGUAUGUUUUUGUCCUUACGGUGUUUGCUUUUAAAACAUUCAAAUAGCCCGUGUAAACGAGCCCACAAAAGUUACUAGCCUGCCAUUUAUUUCAUUUUCUGCUAUCCUGUUUGAGAGAUGGCGAAGGGCUCCAUCCCUCCAGACUUAAAAAGAGCGUUGCUGGAUCAGGCCAGAGGCCUUCCAUUUGUCCAUUAUCCUGAUCUCACAGUAGCCACCCAGAUGCCUCUAUGAAGCCCUCAAGCAAGACCUGAAUCUCUGCACUUAGCUACAUUAGUAAAGAAACACUGAGUUGAAUGCACUAUAAACAUGCAACACCAGAUGGCGCCAGAGAGCAGUUAAUUUUAAAAUGCGAUUUUCCAUAGAGAUAUUUUUCUUUUGUUAUAACGAUCUAAUUUCUGACAUUUAUAGGUUUGUUUUCCUGUGUCUAAAUCCACCCCCCAUCCCCUCCCCUCUCUCUCACACACACAGCUUCAUGCUGCAUUUCUGUGCCAGGCAAGGAAGUGGGGAAAGGGGCUUCCUCUCUCUGGUUUCCUGCUUGGCUACUAUCCUGGGUGAAGAGGGUCAUCUAGUCCAACCCCCUGCAAUGCAGGAAUCUCAACUAAAACAUCCAUGACAGGUGUCUCCAUCCAACCUCUGCUUAAAAACCUCCAAGGAAGGAGAAUCCACCACCUCCUGAGGCUGUUCCACAGUCAAACAGCUCUAAAACCAAAAAAACAGUAAAGCUGUAGCAUAAAAAAUGAAUUCAGGGAACUCUGGCAAAUAAAAGCAGGUUUUGAGGAGUCAGUUGGGGAAAACAGGCUACUGACGGUGGCUGCUUCAUGUCUAGCACAGGGAAGGGCAUUCCAUAGUCCUGGGGUAAUAGCGAAAAAUGCCCAUUUUUGGGUCACCGCCCUAUGAUAUUCUGUAGGGUGUGGUGCCACAGAUAAAAUGCCCAGAUGAUUGGAGUGGUCUUACAGGUCUAGGCAGGGGCCUGCAGAGGGCGGAGGAGAGGUUGGCUGCAUGCAGGCGCAGUCUCUGAUUGCUUGGGGAAAACUCUGGAGAGGAGGAGACUUAGCUGUGGGGAGAUGGGGGGGGGUUCAGUCUCGGCAACAGAUCCAUGGGGACAAGACCUACCAGGGAUGGACUGCUGUGCUCACUAGGCCUGACACACUGCCUGGUCUGUGCAGAUCACAUUCUUACUAAUACAGUCAUACCUCUUGUUACGUUCGCUUCAGGUUAAAUCUUUUCAGGUUGAGUCCUGCGGCGACCCGGAAGUACCGGAAAGGCUUACUUCCGGGUUUCGCUGCUCGCGCAUGUGCAGACGCUCAAAAUGAUGUCAUGCGCAGAAGCAGCAAAUCGCGAUGUGCAGUCGCGGGUUGCGUUCUGCUCAUGUUGCGAACGGGGCUCCGGAACGGAUCCUGUUUGCGACCAGAGGUACCACUGUAAAGAGUUAACGACGAACUUGCAGGGUGUGAUUUUACUGCCCGUUUGCUCCUGACACCUGACGGCCCAUUUUUCUGUUCCAGGCAGCGAGGAGCGCGGAAAGAUCUACCCGGGAGAGACCCCGCGCUACUGCCCCCUCUACGCCAAAAGCUUUGGCGGCACGCCGAGCCGCGAGAGGCCUGUCGCGGGUGACAAACGCUACAAGUGCUCUGAGUGCGGGAAGGGCUUCAAGAAGCGGUCGGCCCUCCUGACUCACGACCGGACGCACACCGGGGAGAAGCCCUACGGCUGCGCCGAGUGCGGGAACAGCUUCAGCAACAAGUCCAGCCUGACGCGGCACAAGAGGAAGCACACGGGCGAGAAGCCCUUCAGCUGCCCCGACUGCGGCAAGAGGUUCAGCCAGAGCUCCAGCCUCAUCCGCCACCUGAGGAACCACACGGGGCUCCGGCCCUACCGCUGCUCGGCGUGCGGCAAGAGCUUCAAGCAAAGCUCCAGCCUCCUGGUCCACAGAAGGACUCACACGGGGGAAACCCCCUACAGCUGCUCGGUCUGCGGCAAGCGCUUCUCGCAGAGCUCCAACCUGGUGAAGCACGAGAGGAUCCACACCGGAGAGAAGCCCUACGGCUGCGCCGAGUGCGGCAACACCUUCAGCAACAAGUCCAGCCUCACCAGGCACAAGAGGAACCACACGGGGCAGAAGCCCUACAAGUGCCCCCAGUGCGGGAAGCGCUUCAAGCAGAGCUCGGGCCUACUCAAGCACGAGCGAGCCCAUGCGAGGAAGAGCCUCGCAAAACUCCCAGAGCCUAGCAAGCGCUUGGACGCCAUGAGAGCCCACGUUGGCGAGGCCUUGUGAAAAAGCCUUGCUCCGUUGAGGAAAGGUCGAAAGGCAUGAAGCUCGUUGGUGUUGAAACCGUACGAACUCAGAAAUUGUGGGGCUGCGGCCCUUCUGGAGUUCCUGGGCUGCAACGUCUGCCAUCUCCGACUCUUUGGGGGUGGAAGAAGUUGGAGUUCAGCAACUUUUAGGAAAGUCAUAGGUUUCCCCACGUCUAAUACCGCACGUGUUUGGUUCAGGGCAUGCGCAACUCUGGACCCUGACGCCUAGCUAGAUACUAGUCAAAAGUCCACUGCUCUCACAGUCCACACAAGGCUGACAAAAUGGCCGCCACUGUUGACAAGCUGUGGUUGGUUGGUUGGUGUGUGUCGCAGGCCCGGCGGCAAGGUUUUCUGAUGUUUAGCUCUCUUUGUACAUGGGAGGAUUCCCUCCUGGGAGAAAACUUUUAAAACGAGGCAACUGCUCCUUACUCAACAGAGAAUUUCCCAAGGAGAACCUGGAGAAGGGAGGCAGGAACCUGUUGCUGGCACCAUCAGGCGAUUUGAACCAGAGAAUCAUCAGUUUCCUGGUCCAGUAAAGGAUUUUGUUAUCUUCUAUGUUCUUAGAGUAGCCUUGUAAAUAAAAACCACAGAAGUUACCUCAGGACUGGCCAAACCGUUAGGCAGCGUGAGGCGGCUGCCUCAGGCAACUAAUUUUGGGUGUCAUGAAAGUGUAGCAAAUGGUUUUAUGUUGUUGUCUUUUUACCCCCAGCCUUUGGUUUUACGCACCGUGACCUGAGAGGGUGCCAUUUGUUCCACCCUAAGCAGCCAAAAUGGCUCAGGCUGGACCUGAUAUGCCUACUUAAAAGCAAGUAGACUGCAAUUCCGUGCUGGUCGUGGAGGAGGGAAGUGCAAUAAUAAGAAACUUAGGUUUCUUCCCUCCUCCAUGGUCAACAUAGAAACCUAAGUUUCUUAUUAUUGCACCAAAGUGGACUAGCGGAGAAGGUAUGAAUCGCUCUGUUCCUUUCUGUGGAGCAAUCUGUCCCUUCUCCAGUUUGCUUGUUUGCCUGCGUGGAAUUCCUGCUCGCCUGUGGCGACCAGGUAAGCUCUUAAACACAAGGCUGCAUCAGAUGGAGUUGAUCACUGCCAUGUUAAAAGUAUUUUUAGUUGCCUCGGUUAGAAAUGCUAGCAGACAUCUUUGUUUAUACACGUAAAGAAUAUUAUUUGGUAAACAAAAAAGUCCUCCUCUGUUUAUAGCAAAUGGGAGACCUAAAUUAACGCACACACUGGUAUUUUCUUUCUAUUUGUUUAAACACAUUUAAGGUGGCAGUCCUAUGCACAUUUAACUUUCCACCCUCGGGACUUGCUCAUGAGUAAGCGUGCAUCGACUCGGGCCUUUCAAGUCUAUUUAUUAAUCACGGUAUCACACCCUUUUCAAAAUUCUAGUGCUAGCCUUAAUUUUUAAGCCUGAACGUUAAUUUUUCUGAGUAACCUUAUCACUCUGUUGUUGUAUCCGAUGCCUCAGUAGAUAAGAGGCUUUAAUUUGGGUGUGGACGUUCUGGCUUCAUGUCCUGCCCAUAUGUAGCCUUCCUGUCUUGUCCAAGUUAGCCUCACUUAACCCAUUUGGAAAAUGGGAAUAGCCCCCCCCCCAGCCUACCUCACAGGGUUGUUGUGGGGCUGAACAUAAAUAAAGACUGUACACCCUUCA